AUACCGUAAUCUCCUAUCAAAAAAUGGCUUUCCUCCAAUGGAUCCAGAACUAUGCACUGCUUGGGAUAUUUUCAGGCCACUUGGGCAACGGCUCCUGCUCUGUUUUUCUGUGUUAAGACAUUUGGUGACUGACAGAAGUCCCACGCCUUCCUGGAUGAUUGUAGUGUGUCAGUCAGAAAGUAUCCUCAAAACCGGAUGCUGGGAUUUCGAAAAUUUGUUGAUGGAAAGAUAGGACCAUACGUCUGGAAGACAUACAAGGAAGUUUACGAUGAAGUUCUUCAUAUUGGCUCUGCUUUGCGAGCAUCAGGGGCUGAACCCGGCUCUCGAGUUGGAGUUUACGGAUCUAAUUGCCCACAAUGGGUUGUGGCAAUGGAGGCUUGUUGCGCCCACAGUUUGGUUUGUGUGCCUCUCUACGACACACUUGGUUCUGGCGCUGUAAACUUUAUUAUAGAUCAUGCAGAAGUAGAUUUUGUUUUUGUCCAAGAUAAGAAGCUUAAAGAACUUUUGAACCCUGACUGCAAAUCGACUCAGCAACUGAAAGCCAUGGUGUGCUUCACUUCAUUGACAAAUGAAGAGAAAGACAAGGCAGCGUCCAUUGAAAUUAAGCCAUAUUCAUGGGCCGAGUUCUUGGACAUGGGAAAGGAAAACCCAUCGAGCAUUUCAGAACCUCAAGCUCAAAGCAUCUGCACAAUAAUGUACACAAGUGGGACCAGUGGAGACCCUAAGGGUGUUGUUCUAACACAUGAAAACAUAACGUCUUUUGUAAGAGGAAUGGAUCUUUUCUUGGAACAAUUUGAAGAAAAGAUGACUGAGGAAGAUGUGUAUUUAUCAUUCCUCCCCUUGGCUCAUUCCCUUGAUCGAACAAUUGAGGAAUACUUUUUCCAUAAGGGUGCUUCUGUUGGCUACUACCAUGGGGAUCUGAAGGCAUUGAGGGAUGAUUUAAUGGAGUUGAAGCCCACGCUCUUUGCUGGGGUCCCACGAGUUUUUGAAAAAGUCCACGAAGGUAUCAAGAAAGCAGUUGAAGAACUGAAUCCAGUGAGGAGAAGAGUUUUUGACUUGCUUUACAGAUACAAACUUUAUUGGAUGAACAAAGGGUACAAGCAGAAAAAUGCAUCACCUUUAGCAGAUCUAUUAGCCUUCAGGAAGGUCAAUGCUCGUCUAGGUGGGCGUAUUCGACUAAUAUUAUCAGGAGGUGCACCCUUGAGCUCUGAGGUGGAAGAAUUCUUGCGUGUUACUUCUUGUGCCUUCGUAUGUCAAGGCUAUGGGCACAUUAUAAUUUUGCAACUCAAUGUAACCCUGAUGGUGGUCAAUCCAGGAUUAACUGAAACGUGUGGAUCAGCUACUCUUUGCUAUAUUGAUGAAAUGUGCAUGAUGGGCACAGCUGGUGUCGUGAAUGUGUACAGCGAAUUGAGGUUGGAGGAAGUUCCAGAGAUGGGCUAUAGUCCUCUUGGAAGUCCUUCAUGUGGCGAAAUAUGUGUGAGAGGCAAAUCUGUUUUUGCAGGCUACCACAAAAAUCCCGAGUUGACUAGAGAAGCCUCUAAAGAUGGGUGGUUUCACACAGGGGACAUAGGAGAAAUGCUUCCUAACGGUGUCAUCAAGGUUAUUGACAGGAAGAAGAAUCUAAUAAAACUCUCUCAAGGAGAGUAUAUUGCACUUGAGUAUCUGGAAAAUGUUUAUGGAAUCACUCCCAUUGUUGAAGAUAUCUGGGUUUAUGGAAAUAGCUUCAAGUCAGCUUUGGUGGCGGUAGUGGUUCCAAAUGAAGAAAUUACAAAAAAGUGGGCAUAUUCAAAAGGUCACAUGGCUUCUUUUUCUGAACUCUGUUCCCUUGACCAGUUGAAGAAAUACGUGCUGUCCGAGCUCAAAUCUAUUGCUGAGAGAAACAAGCUGAAAGGAUUUGAACAUAUCAAAGGAGUAAUAUUAGAGCCGCGUCCAUUUGACGUGGAAAGAGACUUGGUGACAGCAACAAUGAAAAAGAGAAGAAAUAAUUUGCUUAAGUAUUACCAGGUGGAAAUAGAUGAAGCGUACCGAAGUUUGACGGGAGAUAAGCAUAAUUAAAUACUGAGGCGUCAGUUCAAAGAUAUCAGUUUGUUCCUGUUACGUAU
Messenger RNA from Neltuma alba, 2102 nucleotides. RefSeq names its product long chain acyl-CoA synthetase 1-like. Gene Ontology annotation, biological process: fatty acid metabolic process; cutin biosynthetic process; wax biosynthetic process. Gene Ontology annotation, cellular component: endoplasmic reticulum; membrane. Gene Ontology annotation, molecular function: long-chain fatty acid-CoA ligase activity. NCBI's taxonomy places the organism in Eukaryota, Viridiplantae, Streptophyta, Magnoliopsida, Fabales, Fabaceae. The transcript has 19 exons. The record is from RefSeq and is a predicted model, not a curated record. The coding region runs from base 196 to 2055 and encodes 619 amino acids.